AGUAGCUUGUGGCUCAGUCCGUCGAGGUUGACACGGAAAUAGUACAAGUGAUUUGCAUCAAUUGUACAGCAGAUUCGUAAAAGUAGUCAUCUUUCGACAUUCUGCUUACAAUGGCUCCUGUUGGAUCUGUGAUGCUGCUCGGAGCGCUUCUUUUUCCCACCUUUGAGGUGCAAGCAGUGGCAGCAGGCGUGCUUAGGUUUGAAUCCUUUGCAGACGCAGGCUGCUCGGAGUUGACGAAGACUGAGUACGUCAAAGCAGUAACUGGAUCUACCAAUUGCUACGUCUACUCGGAUGCCAACGGCGACGUGUCCACCGGUGCUUCGAGCUUCACUCUGACGUGCGAGGCUGGCAAUGCCGAUGCCACAGAGUACGACAGUGAGAGUUGCACGGGCUCUGCCGUGUCUUCUGGGACUCAACCUUGGUUCAUUGAAACUAUGUGCACUGGCACGGCUGAGCGUUUCCACAGGAUCGAUCAGGAGCUGACGGUCCACAGCAAUUACGGUUUGCCGGGUUCAACGUGUUCGAAGGCGUACUUCGCAUCGCGGUGAUCUCCCUCUGUCCUGGCGACAUCGGCACCCGAGAAAGCCGGCAAGGGGUCGGCUUCUGAAUUGGCCAGUUCUUUGCGUCUCUGCGAGGCUGAAGCGCAGCGAACCUAUGCAGAGCCAUCAAGCUGACGACAUACGGUCACGUCAAAUGCAGGCUGAUCAACCGGCCAAGGCGCCGGCAAAGUCACUCAGGGCCCCCGAGGACCAGGUUUCUGGAGCGUGUUUAUUUAUUCCCCACCCACCAAACCACCACAACCCAACCCGAAGGCUCAG
Messenger RNA from Prorocentrum cordatum, 818 nucleotides. NCBI's taxonomy places the organism in Eukaryota, Dinophyceae, Prorocentrales, Prorocentraceae. The record is from the annotation of a GenBank genome assembly.